This is a messenger RNA of Aspergillus terreus NIH2624, 1596 nucleotides long. RefSeq lists its product as uncharacterized. Gene Ontology annotation, biological process: positive regulation of transcription by RNA polymerase II. NCBI's taxonomy places the organism in Eukaryota, Fungi, Ascomycota, Eurotiomycetes, Eurotiales, Aspergillaceae. Bases 1 to 1596 code for a protein of 531 amino acids. Gene Ontology annotation, molecular function: transcription cis-regulatory region binding; DNA-binding transcription factor activity. Gene Ontology annotation, cellular component: nucleus. The record is from RefSeq and is a predicted model, not a curated record. The transcript has 3 exons.
AUGUCCCCUGAGGAACCCCCUCAAAAGCGCCAACGCGCCUCUCAAUCCCAACAUAUACCAGCCCCCCCGCCCGUCCCGGAGGCUACUAUUUCCGGCCCAUCGCCGGGGGAAUGGCACGCCCGCCAUCCGCUGUCGCCAGCAGACUACAACAGCCAUAACUACAGCUCCCCGCACUCUGGCGCAACAUUCGACUCUCCAUCCAACGGGUGGUACCAAGAUGGCUUCGCCCAAGACCCAGGGUUCCUGGCCUCGCAGGAAGAACUACGAGGAAUACUCUUUUCGCUCGCGCACUCGGCUGCGCCCACGCGCGCAGCAACGCCCGCUGGCGGGAGACUAGACGAUAAAUCGACCGAUCAGGUAGAGCCGUCUGUCUUUCCCCUUCCUGCGCAGCAGUGGGAGUUGCUUCGGCCGCCUCUGUCCAGUACUCGGCGCGUGGAGUACUUGAAGAAUUAUAUCACGCAAGUUGCGCCGUGGCUCGAUAUGUUUGACUCACAAUGCAGCUUUCAGCAGCAACUUCCCGCAUUAGCACGGACGUUUCCGCCGCUUUCUUAUGCCAUUCUGGCUAUCUCUGCAAGGCAUCUGGAGCGCAAAAAUGGCAUCAAAGAUCAGUUUGAUAGUCUCGAGCUGUACCAAGAGGCAAUAGGACUGUUGAGUCCGGUCCUUCAGGUCCGUGAUCCUAAGAUUGUCGCCGCCUGCGUUCUUUUGUGUUGUUUAGAGAUGAUGUCUGCACGCGCCCAGGACUGGCGCCGCCAUCUUGAAGGCUGUGCGGCCUUGUUUGAUGCAUUUGGCAUUCACGGGUUUAGUCAAGGCUUGCUACGGGCCAUUUUUUGGUGCUACGCUAGAAUGGAUCUCUGUGGUGCGCUUAUCUCCGAUGGCACCCAAACCACUCUCUUACAUCCUUCCAGAUGGAUCCCCCCAAGGUAUCCGGACGAAGACGCUCACACUCUAUUCCGCGAUGUCAAGUCGCCGGAUAUGCAUGCAAAUUACGCUGUAUACUUAUGUGCACGGGCAACAGAGAUUGUAUCAGAUCGCACCAAGUUCCUGGAGUUGGGGGAGCAGAACGGAUGUACCUUGGAGCUAUUCAGCUCACGUUGGCUCCAGCUUUGGAAUGACCUGCAGUGUUGGCUGGCUGAGAGGCCCUCGGAAUUAAUCCCUAUCCAGACGAUGAACAGCAAGCCCUUCCCACGCAUCUUAUUUGCGCAUUGGGCGGCGAUAUCUUCAAACCAACUAUACCACACAGCAUGCAUUUUACUGCUGAAAAUGAUGCCAAAGUCGAUCCAUCUCCCUCGAUCUCCCAGCUUAUCCACGCUCUGGCAUGCUCGUCGCAUAUGUGGCAUCUCCCUCACCAACCCCCAUCAGGGAUGCCUGAAUAAUGCCAUUCAGCCUUUGUGGAUUGCAGGCAGACUGUUCAGUCACGCGUCGGAGCACGAAGAGAUCGUCAAGUUGAUCCGGGACAUUGAAGCGAAUACGGGUUGGGGAACUUGCUGGCGAAUUCACGAUUUGGAAGUCUCGUGGGGUUACAGUACUCGUCGAACGAAGAGUGACUUAAACCAGCAGUUUUUCCGACCACAUGGAUCACAGAGGACAGACUCCUGA